AUGUUCGGCGCAUUGCGAAGAUGUCCGGCAACCCUCUCGAGGAGUCUGGCCGCGACUGCAGUCUCAGCUAGGGCUCUGCAGAGGCCUCUCCUCUCGUCCUCUGGCGCUCUGAGGACGCCGACUUACCGCCUGACGGAGGCAUCAUUGGCGGGCUUCCACCACAGCACAAAGUGGCAACAAAUCGCUGCACACGCCCAGGCAGAGGCAGAAGAUGCCCCCAGCCUGGAUGAGCCCGUCACGAGGUUCAAGGAUCUCGCAACCCUCGGCCUUGUGCACCCCAAUGUCAUCAACACCAUCACCAAGCAGAUGAGGCUCGAGACGAUGACGGACGUGCAGACGCGGACCAUCAACGAGGCCCUGAGCGGCGUCGACAUCAUCGCACAAGCGAAGACUGGUACCGGCAAAACACUCGGCUUCCUCAUCCCCGUCAUCCAACGCAUCAUCACAAACGACCCUCAGCUCGGUGAAAAGGCUCGCGGCUACAAGCGCGCCAAGUCCGACGACAUCAGGGCCAUCGUCAUCUCGCCGACACGUGAGUUGGCAGAGCAGAUCGCCGUCGAGGCCAGGAAGGUGACUGCGGGCACUAGCCUUGUCGUGCAGACGGCAGUCGGUGGCACACAGAAGAGACAGAUGCUGCAGAAGACGCAGCGUGAGGGGUGCCACAUCAUGAUUGGCACGCCUGGCCGCUUGUUGGACAUCCUCUCAGACCCUUACUCGGGCGUCAAGGCUCCCAAUCUCAACGCUUUUGUCAUGGACGAGGCGGAUCGUCUGCUCGACGACGGUUUCACAAAGGAGAUUGACGAGAUCAGAAAACACUUGCCCGACCCGGAGGUUGUUGAACGCCAGAACCUCAUGUUCUCCGCCACCGUCCCGCGCGAUGUUGUAGACCUGGUACGCAAGACUAUGCGUCCAGGCUUCCACUUCGCCAAGUGCGUGCAGGAAGACGAGGAGCCGACCCACCAGCGUAUCCCGCAAAAGUACGUUAACGUGGCCGGUUUCGAGAACAUCAUGCCCACGCUCUACGAACUCAUCUUGACGCACCACCAAGCCACCCGGAACGGCAACGGACGCCCAUUCAAGGCCAUUCUCUACUUCAACUCAACCGCCGAAGUCACUCUUGCAUCGUCCGUCUUCUACAAACUGAGCGGCGGCUUCAAGCGCGACACGCCUCUGGCUGGUCUACGCGGCUACGAAAUCCACGCCAAACUGUCCCAGAUGCAAAGGAGUCGGGCUGCCGACGACUUCCGUGCUGCCAAGAGCGGAACCCUCUUCUCAUCUGAUGUAACUGCCCGAGGCAUGGAUUUCCCUAACGUCACCCACGUCAUCCAGAUUGGUCUCCCUCGCGAUCGCGACUCUUACAUCCAUCGUCUUGGUCGUACUGGACGUGCUGGCAAGGAAGGCGAGGGCUGGCUGAUCUUGACGCCCUUUGAGCGCAACGAGGUCCGCCGCCGUCUCCGCGACUUGCCCCUCAUUGACGCCACUCAUGAACUCGAGACUCCAACCAUCGACAUGAGCCAGGCCACCGAGGUUCCUGAGAACGUCGCCAACAUCCUCUCUGAGGUCAUCGAGGCGCACAAGAAGGUUUACCCCGAUCAGCUUGACGCCGCGUUCCGUGGUCUGUUUGGCUCAUUUCAAUGGUAUGGUGACAAGCAGGGUCUGCUCGAGGGUGCGAACCGUCUGGCGGAGUUUGGCUGGGGAAUGCCAUCGCCACCCAACCCUCCGUCUAGCUUGUUCUCUGGUGGCAGGGGCCGCGGUGGUGGUGGUGGACGAGGAGGAUUUGGUGGCGGACGAGGUGGGUUCGGUGGUGGCCGAGGAGGUGACAGGGGCGGUGACAGGGGAGGAUUCGGUAGUAGAGGAGGCGCUGAUGCGUUCGGUGACCGCCAAUCCCGAGGAGGCGGUGGAUUUGGCGGUGACAGGCGAGGCGGCGGUGGCGGCGGCUUUGCUGACCGCAACGGUGGAGAAAGGAGAAGCGGCGGCUUCGGCGACAGGGAAGGUGGUGACAGGAGAAGCGGCGGCUUCGGCGGCGGUGACAGGAGAGGCGGUGGCUUCAGUGGAGGCGACAGGGGAGGCGACAGGAGAGGUGGUGGAAGCUUCGGCGGAGGUGACAGGAGAGGCGGAGGUGGCUUCGGCGGCGGCGAGCGAAGAGGUGGUGGUGGCGGAUCGCGCCCGAGCUACUAA
Molecule: messenger RNA, 2178 nt
Organism: Dothidotthia symphoricarpi CBS 119687
Lineage: Eukaryota; Fungi; Ascomycota; Dothideomycetes; Pleosporales; Dothidotthiaceae
Product: DEAD-domain-containing protein
Exons: 2
Coding region: 1-2178 (725 amino acids)
Cellular component (GO): mitochondrion
Molecular function (GO): nucleic acid binding; ATP binding
Source: RefSeq, a predicted model, not a curated record